AUGGCUACUGUGCCUCCCCGACCCGGUCCAGUAUCAACUUUUAAACGCGAGCGUGCGGCUUUCGUCUUCGAUUUGGAAAUGCAGGCGAGGAUUCUAAGGGCGGAUCCCCGGGCUAGUGAAGAUGUUGCUGGCAAUCUACUUUGGCUUGUUGAGAGUGUUCAUCGGCUUAAGGAUGCCUCUAUGGCUAUGGCUGUUGAUGCUCGUGGCAAUGCUUAUGUGCUGGCGAAACCGUAUGGGUUUUAUAGUUACAACGUGCCGCGUAUGUGCAAUGAUCUUGUUGCAUCUUUGUUGCACUGGGCGGAUAUUCUUGUUAAUACUGAUGGGCGGAGGACGGAUGGGAUUGUUGUUGAUUCUAUUGAGGGGAUGUUGGGUUCUCUGGGGUUUUGA
Messenger RNA from Penicillium expansum, 387 nucleotides. RefSeq lists its product as uncharacterized. Lineage: Eukaryota; Fungi; Ascomycota; Eurotiomycetes; Eurotiales; Aspergillaceae. The coding region runs from base 1 to 387 and encodes 128 amino acids. The transcript has a single exon. The record is from RefSeq and is a predicted model, not a curated record.